Molecule: messenger RNA, 2135 nt
Organism: Mercurialis annua (annual mercury)
Lineage: Eukaryota; Viridiplantae; Streptophyta; Magnoliopsida; Malpighiales; Euphorbiaceae
Product: CBL-interacting serine/threonine-protein kinase 10
Exons: 2
Coding region: 621-1952 (443 amino acids)
Biological process (GO): signal transduction; protein phosphorylation
Molecular function (GO): ATP binding; protein kinase activity
Source: RefSeq, a predicted model, not a curated record
AAUAAUAAUUUUAAAUUGUGAGUAUUAAUCACUUCUCAACAAUUUACACAUUUUUUAAAAAAUUCUCUGCGAUCAAAAAAAAGUACUAAACUGUUGUCCUAAUUCAACAACAAACGAAACUGAACAUUAAAGCUCAUCUUCUUCUUCUUCAUCAUUUUUUUUGUGUUGGAUCCAUAGAAGUCAACUCCGAUCAUCAAAAUAAGGUUAUUAAGUAUAAAUCCUGUUUGUCAAUAUUUUUACCGGUAUUGUGCUGAGGAUCAUUGAGUUUUAGCAUUCUUAAGUUCCGCUUUGAAAGAGGGAACCCGAGGAAUGUUGAAUGAUGUGCCUGAGUCUUCAGAAUUCUUUCUCUGAAGCCCAUACUUUUGCGGCUUUUCUAGACUCGCCUUUGUUUGUCUUUGAUGAGACUGGAUUGUGUAGUUGUGCUUCAGCGUUUAUUUGUUCUUCCGAGAUGUACUAUGAGCCUACGAAUUGCUAUGAAUAUCCUGCUGUGUUGAUGCAUGAUCUUUGUGAAGACGGUUGAGUUGCUUCUACUGUGCGUGCUUUGUGUAUUACUUAUAUGUUAUUGGUCGGAGACUCGGAAAUUGUAUUAGGAAUUUGUGAACUAGCAUUAGUCGAUUAUUAUGGAUUAUAAGCCAAGUGUGUUGACUCAAAAGUAUGAGAUAGGAAGAUUGCUUGGCCAAGGCACUUUUGCAAAGGUUUAUUAUGCUAGGAGUAUAUUAACGAAUCAGAGUGUGGCCGUUAAGGUCAUUGACAAAGAGAAGAUAUCAAGGGUAGGGCUUGUGGAGCAAAUCAAGAGAGAAAUAUCAGUGAUGAGGAUCGUUAGACACCUAAAUAUUGUGCAGCUCUAUGAAGUCUUGGCCACCAAAAGUAAGAUUUACUUUGUAAUGGAAUAUUGUAAGGGCGGCGAACUCUUUAACAAAGUUGCGAAAGGGAAAUUGAAGGAGGAUGUUGCACGCAAAUAUUUUCAGCAGUUGAUCAAUGCAGUUGACUUCUGCCAUAGUAGAGGUGUUUAUCAUCGGGAUAUAAAGCCGGAAAAUCUAUUGCUGGAUGAGAGUGAGAAUCUAAAGAUAAGUGAUUUUGGGUUGAGUGCUCUUGCUGAAUCCAAACGCCAAGAUGGGUUACUCCAUACAACUUGUGGGACGCCUGCAUAUGUUGCUCCUGAAGUGAUCAAUAGAAAGGGGUAUGAUGGUUCUAAAGCCGAUAUAUGGUCCUGUGGGGUGGUUUUGUAUGUGCUGCUAACAGGUUAUCUUCCAUUUCAUGAUUCAAAUUUGAUGGAGAUGUACAGGAAAAUUGGUAAAGCUGAGUUUAAAUGCCCUAAUUGGUUCCCACAAGACGUUCGUAGGUUGCUGUCUAAGAUACUGGAUCCAAACCCCAAUACAAGGAUUUCCAUUGCCAAGAUAAAGGAAAGUAGUUGGUUUAAGAAAGGAUUGAACUCGAAACUUAAGAAAACAGAAACAGAAAGCAGGGACGUAGAUAAUUUAGAGAGGAGCCGAUCUGGUCCGUCCGAGAUUAGCAGUCUGUCAUCUGUCAAACCACCCAAAUUAAAUGCAUUUGAUUUAAUAUCUCUCUCGGCUGGGUUUGAUCUCUCCGGAUUGUUUGAUGAAAAUCCUCUAGUGAGAGAAGCAAGAUUUACUACCGUGCAGCCUGCUUCAGUCAUCUUGUCAAAACUGGAAGAUUUAGCAAAGCGCCUAAGGCUGAAGAUCACGAAGAAGGAUGCAGGUUUGUUAAAAAUGGAAGGAGUAGAUGAAGGUAGAAAAGGGCCGUUGUCCAUUGAUGCGGAGAUCUUUGAAGUGACACCGAAUUUUCAUUUGGUUGAGGUGAGGAAAUGUAAUGGAGAUUCAUUGGAAUAUCAGAAGAUAUUGAAAGAGGAUAUACAGCCGGCUCUCAACGACAUUGUUUUGGUUUGGCAGGGUGACCAACAACACCAGCCAGACAUGACAAUAUUACAUUAAUCGCAGCAGUUUGCUAGUUAAGUACCUCUCACAUUGCUUCCUCAUAUGUUUGUAUGUAUUGAUUUUUUUGUUAACUUGUGUGUUUGUCUUGUGAAUUGAGAAUCUUUAUGGAUUUCAUAUAUAUUAUGGUGUAACCAAUAUUAUAGUGUUAAACUUUAAAGUACUUGUCAAUAGUUUCUGAAA